AUGGCUUUCAGCAGACCCUGGUUGCGGGAAGUCUGUGCUAAGAUCACCGACGAAGUUGUUCAGGCUGCCGCAGAGAAUCGAUCCUGCGGAAUAAGGAUCAUGGAACUUCUACUUGCUCAACGAGGGGCUGAGAUCAAGAUCACCGAUGAAGUUGUCCAGGCUGCCGCAGGGAAUCAAUCCUGCGGAAUAAGGAUCCUAAAACUUCUACUUACUCAACGAGGGGCUGAGAUCAAGAUCACCGAUGAAGUUGUCCAGGCUGCCGUAGGGAAUCAAUCCUGCGGAAUAAGGAUCAUAAAACUUCUACUUGCUCAACGAGAGGAGAUCAAGAUCACCGACGAAGUUGUUCAGGCUGCCGCAGGGAAUCGAUCCUGCGGAGCAAGGAUCAUGGAACUUCUGAUUAACAGUCGAGGGUCUAAGAUCAAGAUCACUGACGAAGUUGCUUCUGCUAUCGCUGGGGAUAUAUAUUAUGGAGCAAAGAUGAUGGAAGUCCUACUUAACCAACCAGAAGUCGAGAUCAAAAUCACCCCAGAAGUUGUCCAGGCUGCCGCGGGGAAUAUAUCAAGCGGAGCAAGGAUCAUGAAACUUCUACUUAACCUGGAAGGAGCUGGGAUAAAGAUUACUGAUGAAGUCGUCAGUGCCGCCGCGGGGAAUCAGUCUAGCGGAGCAAAGAUUAUGGAAAUUCUACUUGAUCAACGAGGAGCCGAGAUCAAAGUCACUGAUAAAGUUGUUCAGGCUGCCGCAGGAAAUAAAUAUCGCGGAGUAAAGAUCAUGGAACUUCUACGUGACCGAACAUGA
Penicillium canariense is the source of this 795-nucleotide messenger RNA. RefSeq lists its product as uncharacterized. The transcript has a single exon. Lineage: Eukaryota; Fungi; Ascomycota; Eurotiomycetes; Eurotiales; Aspergillaceae. The coding region runs from base 1 to 795 and encodes 264 amino acids. The record is from RefSeq and is a predicted model, not a curated record.